Messenger RNA from Prorocentrum cordatum, 930 nucleotides. The record is from the annotation of a GenBank genome assembly. Lineage: Eukaryota; Dinophyceae; Prorocentrales; Prorocentraceae.
AUGGCCCAGCCAGGCAUUGACGUCUGCCUCGUUGGCAGGCGGGAGGCGUCGGACGCCACGUCGCAGGCGUGGAGAAGAGUGAUCGACGAGGUGCCCGUGUUCGACAUAGCUGGCGAGGUCGACGCCCCUGCAGACCUGGACCCUCUCGAUCCAUCGUGGGACGUGCCGCUUGACGAACCCAUGCCCAGUGACGAGGAGGUCCGCGCCUCGGUCCGAGACCCGUCUGUGGAGAGGGCCAUGCGCGAUUGGUUCGGCCGGGGCGCGGAGGAGCUGAGCUCGAUCGCCUCUGGCGGCCGCGGCCCGUCCGAGGAGGCCUCGGUCUUCCGCAGGGUUGCCAGUGGUUUGCCAUCGGACCUUCGCGGGGACAAGUUCCGCGGCCUGAUCCGCAGCACGGUGUCGGAGAUCUUGAAGCUGAUGUGGAGCAUGCACUUCUCUUCUGGGGCAACGCGGAUGAGGUGGCGCUUUGCAUGCACCGAUUCUGACUCCGACUUGCCGUCGUCGCCAACGUUGAUGCGCGCCUAUUUCAUUUUGGCCGGGGAGGAGCUGGACUUUGUCCCCAGCCGCUUCGUCGACAAGAACAGGCUUCGGGCAACCCAGUGCCUCUCCGAGGAGCAGACCCGGCGCAUGAGCUCCGAGGACUGGGUGAGCAGUGUGACCGCCAGGGGCACGAACGUGUCCGAGGCCCUGAAGCGAGUGCCGCCAGGAUGGACGACCUUCCUCAAGGGCGAGCGGUAUCCGGGCAUGAAGGGGAGCGGCGCCGUGUUCCGCCUGCCCCGCACCGGGCGCCGCGUCAAGAUCGAGGUGGAGGUCCUGCGGCAGGACCUGGCGGGGGGGCCCUCGCUGGGCGGCGGCGCCGCCGGGGAGCAGCUCCUGGCCGCCCCCCUCCUCGCUCGCCCGACCUGCGCGUCGCCGCCGCGCUCGCGGGCCUGA